AGAGUCGAAUCACUCUAUUGAAUCAUGACUCACAGAUAUCUUAUUAUCAGGCAAAUUUAAAAUCCUUGGGUAGAAUAAUUAUGAUCCCAUUGACAAGACAGAAGUAAGGUUGGCGGGUGUACUCUGUAAAUAUUAUCUUGUUUGAUAAAAUCUUUAGAAUUGCUUAUCGAAAACAAUGCGGACACUUUUGCGUUGACUUGAAAUCUGCCCUGAUUUCGUGUUCAUUAUAUGAAAUGUUUUAAAAUCGUUGUGUAUCAUGACCAUAAUUUCUCGCUUUGUUUUAUUGUAUCAGAUGGAGAAAUGUUCUAGAUGUGAAAUAUUGUAUGAUGUCAUUUCUUUACUGCAGUGAUUAAAAUAAUCUAUUAAAACUUUAGUAAUAUGAAAAGAAACAAUUGAAAAGUACAAUGAGGAGACCAGCUUUUGCAUUUUAUAUAGGUGUUCUUAUCGUCACUGUGCCGUUUUUUACAUUAUUUAUUUUACUCAAUGGUCCCGAUCUUUCCGAAGAGCGCAUUCUAAAUCAGAAGGUCGUGGAACUAUACGCCAGGCUAAAGCAUGCUGAAAUGCUGAACUUGGAAAGACGAAGUGAUAUUUUCCACCUGAGGCAACAUUUUGGCACUUUACUAAGUGCGGCCACUCAACUAGAUAAUGUGAACAGCUCCAGCAUUACUAAUUUAUUGAAGGACUCUCAGCAAUUAUUGGCAGGCAUACAAGGAGGGAUGGACUUACAGUUGCCAUCUAUUCACCAUUUUCUUCCUCAUUUACUUAGUUCUCCUGAUAGUUUAUCUCCAUCCAUUAAACUUUCGAGAGGAAGGAGUGGAGUAACUAUGGUUCUUGGUAUACCUACAGUUAAACGUGAAGUUCAAAGCUACUUAAUGUCUACUUUACAAAAUCUUAUUGAAAAUAUGUCUCCUGAAGAGAGAGAUGAUGCUGUCAUAAUAGUUUUUAUUGCAGAAACUGAUAGUGAAUAUGUCACUCGACAAGCAGCAGACAUAGAAAAUCAAUUUCAAGAGCACAUUAAUUCUGGAUUAUUAGAAGUUAUAGCACCUCCUAGUACCUACUAUCCUGAUUUUGACAAAUUAAGACAGACUUUAGGAGACCCAUUAGAGCGUGUCAAAUGGAGAACAAAGCAAAAUCUAGACUUUUCUUAUCUUAUGAUGUAUGCUCAGCCAAAGGGAACAUUUUAUGUACAGCUUGAAGAUGACAUUUUGUCAAAACCUGGUUAUAUUGAAACAAUGAAGAAGUUUGCUUAUAAGCAAAUAAGCGAAAAAAAGGAUUGGAUUAUUUUGGAUUUUUGUCAGCUUGGUUUUAUAGGCAAAAUGUUCAAAUGUGUGGACCUAUCGAAGCUCAUUACCUUCUUUAUAAUAUUUCAUAAUGACAAACCUGUUGAUUGGCUCCUUGAUCAUGUUGUGCAAACAAAAGUGUGUCGAUUUGAUAAAGAUCCGAAAGAUUGUAAGAAGAGGAAAGACCAAGUAUGGCUUCAUUUUAAGCCUUCAUUGUUUCAACAUGUAGGCACCCAUUCUUCUUUAAAAGGCAAAGUUCAGAAACUAAAGGAUAAACAGUUUGGAAAAUUGUCACUUCAUCAUCCUCAUAAAAAUCCUGAUGCUGAUGUGAAAACUACGUUGAAAGCUUAUAAAGGGUAUACUGCUGUACGAGCUUAUAAAGGAGAUACUUUUUUCUGGAGUUUAUUGCCCCAACCUGGUGACAUACUGGCAUUUCACUUUCAUAAACCCCUUAUGAUUGAGAGGUAUUUGUUUAGAAGUGGAAAUGUUGAACAUCCGGAAGACAAGUUCUUUAAUACUUCCGUUGAAGUAUUACCAGUGUCAUAUUCUGAAGAUCAGAUAUAUUCCAAAACCAAAGACGGGUUCCUUGUUGUUGGUCAGUUCAAAGAAUCAACCGGGAUUGCUGAAGGAAAUAUCAGUUCUACUGUUGGUUUUGUUAAAGUCAUGAGAUUGUAUGUUCAUUCUGAAAGUGAUCGCUGGGCCAUUUUAAGUGAGAUUCAUAUACAACCAGCAGAAAAUAAAAUGGGCAUCUUUGGUCGGUGACAUGAAAAUGCAGCUCUGCUGCUGAAAACACCUUCAUUGCAGACUACGUGUUCCUUAAUUUCGUGCCUUAUUGAAACUUUUAAUAAAACAGGACUGGAAUGUGUUUUAAGACAUAAAGUGAUAACUAAGCAAUAUUGUUUGAUAGAAUAGAUCAAGAAACACUAAAUGGAUGAAUUGGAUACAAUCUCUUGAUGGUGGAUUUUGAAGAUUACAAACUUGUAAUUUCGGGGAUUUUUAGUUAUUUUGUCAGUUUUUUAAUUUGGGUAUUUUCGCUCAUCCCAUAAAAAUGACCAAGUAGAAAAUUCCAUGCAUUUCUCAUAUUGGUGCUUAACGUUAUUAAUUCAUAGAAAAUUUAGACCAUUGGUAAAGAAAAUUAAUUUCCAGUUAUUCCUUAUCCUUAAUUCUUUGUAACUGAGGUGUUUUUAGUGUUUAAUGAACAUGUUCACACUGAAAAUAUAAAACUUAUAAUAAAUCCUGACUAAGUUUUAUAAUUGCAAAUGAGUCAAUAUUGACCAAUUUUUUAUUGAAAAUUUAUCAAUGAAUGGAAAACCUUGUAAAGAAGUUUUUUGCUUUAUUUAAAAACAUCCAAUCUUCGAAAGCGUAAGUUUUUAUAACUAAUUUUUAGAAUAAGUUUUUAUAUUUUAUUUUUCCAAGCAAACAUUGAGCUAAUUUCGCUUAUUCCUUUUUAUUGUUUUAAUAUUUAUUAAAGCUACAAAAUUCUAUUUGAAUCUCGUAAAAAAAUAUUUCUUACUUCUUAAAUCUUCUUCUUUUAAUAUAUGAAUUCAAGUGAACAUUUAAGAUUCUAGAUUUUUUAUUUGAAAUAUCAUUCAGUAUUGUACAUUUCAAUGUCUUUAUAUUUUAACUAUAGUUCAAAACCUACAAUUUAUACCUUGACUAAUCUGUUUCAUCUUUUAAGUGUAUUUCUAAGUUGAUAACAUUUUGUUUCAAAAUGAAAAUAUUUUAGUUACUCACAAUUGUUGCCGAAAUUAUAUAUAUAAUUACUAAACCAGAUGUUUAUUUUCUUUGAUUUUAAAAUCUAUCGAUAUUGCUGCAUUACUGUCUUAUUGUUUGUCAAAUUACUAUUAUAAGAAAUGAAGAUUAUUUUUGUAACGAAUUAAUUACUACAGUUGUUUGAAUGUUUAGUAGUUUUAGAAUUAGUAAAAUUUGUUUAAAGUUAUAAGCAUGUUAUUUAGUAUUUCUUGUUAAUCAUAAUUUCGAAAGGGAAAACUCCAGACAUUAUAUUAAUUAUUCUUUUCCAAUUAUGCAUUUGAAGUGCACUUAUUCGUACGCCAUUGACUCGCACAAAGUAGUGUUUUUGUGCUAUUCCAUUUAGUAGAUGGAAUCAAAUCAUUGUCAUUAUUUUUUUAUUAUCCUUCAAAACAACAGAAAUUAAAGUUAUAGAAUAAAUAUAUAAACUUAUUUCUCACUAAUGCUUUAGUAAGUCUUAUAAUUUUCCUUAUUUUCUAUUAGAUUAUUUUUAGAUUUUUCAAAUAAAAAAACUUUUCAAAGAUAAUAAAAUAAUGAAUAAAAUUAUAUACAUGACACAUUAAAAAUUAUUGAAAAUUCGAUUUAUACUCUAUUUAGAUAGUAUUUGUCUGAAACGAUAAAACUUUAUUGGUGAGACUAAUGGUGUCGAAUGGAUUAAUAUUGAAUGAGCAAUUUUUAUGUGAUUAAUAAAGAUCUAUAUAUUUAUAUUUAAACAAUUACAACUGUACUGUAUUCUAAUGCUAUUACCAUUAAAUUACAGUGUUUUACCAUUUAGUGAUUUCCUUGUGUUAAAUAAUGACAAAAGUUGUUAGCAGGUACUAAUAUAUCUUUAUAACAAUUUUUUUUAAUCAUAUAAGUGAAUAAUAUAUGCUAAAGUUAAGUUAAGCAAGUGAUAUUAUGUUUUUUUUCGUUUGUUUGAUAAAGCCUUGGGACUCUGAUAUUAUACCUGUGCUGUUCAAUUUUUAUUGCUUAAGUGUGGUUGCAUUGGUCAUCCAAAACGUACCAUUAUGCCACAAAGCAAAAUAUCAGACUGGAUAAGGAAUUUAGGAAGGAAAGUUAAAUAAUUGGUUUUUCACAUUUAGAUAAUAGGCUGUUAAUCUAACAACAUAAAAUCAGGAAAAAUUAUUUUAAAAAAUCAUUAUGCAAAAUCGUAAAAAAUCAUUUGCAGAUACUGAAAAUGAGGUAGAAUAACUGAGAAAAAAUUAUUAGCUUCUAUUUUAAUCUUCAUAUCUUUUUUUUUCUGCAUAAAAGUUACCUAGGAACCAUUUAAAAUUGUACAAAAACACGUUUAGAAUAAGAUUCUUUCCACUUCUUGAAAUAAAACCAGAUCUACUUUCUUCAACGAUCUUUCUUCGAAAAGCCAAAUUUUUUUAAAAAAAAUUCAGUUACUCAUAUGAAAUUUUAAUGGAUGUUUUCUCCUGUAUAUAACACGUACUCUUGAAGAAAUGCAAAAAGUUUGAUUACAUUAGGAACAGUUUUUUUUAAUGCAAUUUAUUCUUUUCUUUAUUAAGCUUUUCUAACUUUCAGUGACUCAUGGCAUAUGGAUUUUUGUAAUAUUUUAUAACAUUCUUAUUUAAGUUGUCUCGCUAAGAUUAGUAACCUUUUUUUAAGAGGUGACCAUGGAUAUUUACUCUGCCCUUCUUCUUCCUUAUCUAGCUGCUUGAUGUAAUGGCAAAUUUUAGAUGACCAACCCAACAACUUACUCAUCUGUACUGAUAUUUCUAUACUGAAUGCUUGACUAUUAUCUAACAACUAUUUUUUAAAUUUUCGUUUGUUUUAUUAUAGAUACACUUAAGCUGAGAUAUCCUCACCUCAUAGGUGCUUUAAUAAAUGGAAAAAAAAAAAAAAAACUGAAAUGCCAUAAAGAAUGGCUCACAUUUUGACAUUUUAGCAAUAUCUUCCAUAGAACAUUUCAUUCUCACAACAUUUUAUAAAUGCUGUCUUUAUAAACAUCCGAAAACAAACCCCGCAAUAUUAAUGCAUCCCUAGAGGUCUGAACGUAGCAAAAAAUCUAUAUAUGCCUCUCUUCCCUUCCGUACGUCUAUAUUUUUGAUAGACUUUUGAUUAAAAGUAUAUAGUAUGAAUAGCAUGUGCUGUGAUCUGGAUUAAAAGGCUGAAUACUGUUAUCAUAUAUUUAGUUCAUUUGCAUAAUCCGUUUUUAUUUUUAUUUACACAUCAAAACAUUCAUAUCGUAACACAAUAUGAAUUAAUUUUGAAUGGAUAAUAUUGUCAUGAUGCUUUAUUAAAUAUGAUGCAAUGAAUACAGUACCAUACAUGUUUGAAACCGUUUUUUAAAUAUAUUUACAUUAAUUCAGUGAGGAUUUUUUUUAUAUGAAACAUAAAGAACUUCCGAAUCUAAGAUAGCUAUUGUUAUUUCUCCAUUGUAAAAUUUGAUAUUUGAAAUUCAAUCUAUUUCUUAAAAAGCAUGAUGUUUACCUAAUCAGUUUUGACAUGAGCGAAGUAAAUGCUAUAUAAACUGGUGCAUAGUAAAUUUCUGUCGAAAAAAAUGCCACACAAGAGAUUUCUAAUUUUAUGAGCUUAUAAAGUUUAUUUCUUCUAAUUAUUCAGAAAAAUUGUAUUCUUAUUAUGUCUGUAAAGGAGUGUGUUUUUGGUAUUAUGUUUAUUGUUCAGUGGCAUGUUAUCUUAUAAUUGUUGCUCAUUAUACUAUACGUAUACGUUUUAUUUAUAUAAUUCGGUUUCUGUAUUCAUUUUUUGUGUGAAAAUAUUCUUGCUUUUUAUGUCCUGAUUAUUCUGCAUUUAAAAUCUGAAUGGAUUGAUUAUUAUAUCAGUGGUGCGAAUUAUAUGAGCGAAAGGAGCAUCUGCUUGUAAAGCACUAUGGAAGCAUAUUAUUAUUUUGUAUUAUUAGUUAUUUCUUAUUUGGGAGGAGGGUGAUGACCCGGCCACCAUUUACACUUGCUAAACCGCAAUAUGACUGAGGGCAAAAGUAUCGUAAUGUUGACGGGCGUCGCUUACCUCGAUACGCCAUUGCAUCACACAAAAGAAAUAUUAGUAUAUAAAACACUGUGACGUUUUCGUGUAUUUUACAACUGUCAUUAUGCUCACAUGUUAAUAUUUGUAUAUUAUAUUCUUUCAAAUAUCUCUCUGCACGGCUGCACGACCAGAGCUGCUUUAUUACUUUUCUUGUAUCUAAGUUUUGAAACUUAUUUUUUUUCCCAAUCAAUCAAAAGUUUUGGAAGCAGUGCUUUCACCCAACUUGUUUUUAGUUUCUAGUGUGGUCGAAUGCUUAAUUGAGUCAUAUAAUUGUAAAUUAUUAACAAAAUACUUGUAUAUACUUUAAAAAAUCUCAAGUGCCAAACAAGUGUCUGUAGAUACGAGUUGUGGAUGAAAUACGACUAUUUUAAGAUCCAUUAACAUGAGUGAUACUAAGAAGUAAAUUUCAGAAGGACUUCGCAUCAAAUGCUGAAAUACUAUUUUUUAAAUUCUCUUUUGAAUAUUAUUUUGUUUCACAGUAGGGCAGAUAUAUUUUAAUACUAUGUAUGUUGGACCUUGAAGAUGCUAAAUUUCUAUAUAAAGACCCUGUUACAGAUUAAUGUCCCAACCAUUUUUGUAAAACUUUGUGCAAAAUUGUAAUUAAAGAUAACUAUAUUAUUUUA
Molecule: messenger RNA, 6643 nt
Organism: Argiope bruennichi
Lineage: Eukaryota; Metazoa; Arthropoda; Arachnida; Araneae; Araneidae
Product: alpha-1,3-mannosyl-glycoprotein 4-beta-N-acetylglucosaminyltransferase A-like
Exons: 12
Coding region: 405-2042 (545 amino acids)
Biological process (GO): protein N-linked glycosylation
Cellular component (GO): endoplasmic reticulum-Golgi intermediate compartment; endoplasmic reticulum; Golgi stack
Molecular function (GO): acetylglucosaminyltransferase activity
Source: RefSeq, a predicted model, not a curated record